Hylaeus volcanicus is the source of this 2045-nucleotide messenger RNA. Its product is annotated as coiled-coil domain-containing protein 63-like. The transcript has 6 exons. NCBI's taxonomy places the organism in Eukaryota, Metazoa, Arthropoda, Insecta, Hymenoptera, Colletidae. The record is from RefSeq and is a predicted model, not a curated record. The coding region runs from base 445 to 1911 and encodes 488 amino acids.
ACGACAAUACCGUUUGUUCGCGAUGUUUGCUCUCCAGGUAUGAAAUCAAUGGCGUAGAAUUAAUUAAAUUUUUCUUUAAAAUGUUUUCACCGAUUGGAAGAAAUCAGAGCGCGUAGCGAAAUCGAGAUUUCCGUCACUAUACACCCCUGAGAGGGUGCUUGGCAACCGGAAGGACCAACAAGAACAACGCUGCCGCGCAUACAGCUGGCAGAGCUAUACAGGGUGGCAGAUGUCUUUCUCAAAUGUCGCCGUUGAACGUCAUCGAGCAUUACGUUUGGAGAGUGUUUCCUUUCCAUCCGCGGAUCCCCGAGAUCAUCGACGUGGAAGGCGAACGAGACACAAACGAAAACGUUGGCAACUUCCGCGAAAACCUUUGAUCUCGCAGAUUCGACUAUCCUACGAAUGUUUAAUAAGUAUUCCAGUUGUCAAAAGUAGAGCGUAACAAUGGCGCAGAAGCCGCAACACACGCCAGACGAGCAGGAGCUCGAGACGAUGGCGCAAGCCGAACUCUCAAGGUUGAAGAGGCAGUACAGGAUAAUGGAGAAUGAUCGAGCAGCUUGCGCGGAGGAUGCGAGAUUGCAGCUCCGCAAUCAGAUGAACAUGAUCGCUCGUUUCGAGUACGAAAAGGCGGAGCUUGUGCUCCGCAUUAAAACCGCGAACUCGAAAACGUUUGCGCGAGAGGACGAAGAAAUGGUGGAGAAGUUGAAGUGUCUCUUAACGUUGGAAACGAAUUACGAGAGCAUGAUUAAAGCAGAGAAAGGCGAAAUAGCGGAACUCGACGAUCACAUAAACAAGCUCACGAAAGAAGUUACCAGCUUAAAAAUGAAAGUUCGAUCGGACGCGCAACUCAAGGAGAUCUCUGCGCAACGUGACAAAACGGUCACGAUGUUGGAGAAUCGGUUGGAAGUGGCGACGAAGAGGUUCAACUUCGUGAUCGCCCAAAACGAGAAGCUUCGGAACGAGAUCGACGCGAUGCUCAAAGAAAGGGCACAAUUUACGGCAUUUUGGAACAAAUUAAUUGGACAAUUGAAUACUGGGAAACAAAUCAUCAACGACCUGAUAGAACAAGCUACCAUAGCGUUUAAUCAAAGGGACGAAGAGUUAAACAAGAUUCAGGCACUUCGCGAAAGGGGCAUAAGAGAUCUGAGAGCGCACGUCUCAGAAAUGUGCGAGCUGCAAAGAACGAUGGACAACGAGAUGAAGCUUCAAGAGUUCCUCGGUGUAAAAGGACAGCAUCGCGAAAUGGCUGAUUUGAACGCGAAACGUGCAGCUGAAAAGAAAGCUAACAUGGAAAAGAAACAAAACAUGAUUUCAAAUUAUAAGCAAAUUCUUCAAAUGAUCAAAGAAUUUAUCGGUGAACAGGACAUCGACAAGCUCGUGGCACACUUCAUUAAGCAAGAGGAAGAAAACUUUGCUCUAUUCAGUUACGUGAACGAAUUAAACGACGAGCUGGAGAGUUUGCAGACGAGGAUGGUUCAGCUGACGACAGCUAUAGAUGAGGCACACGUGGAGAAUGAACAUCGCGGUUUACAACAAACCGAGACAUUGGAGAAGCUCAAGACAGAACUUGAAGAGCAGACAGCUCUCGCCGAUGCGGCUGAAGAAAGUCUAACAGAGUGCAACGACAUACUUGAGAAGCUAUUGAAAGGAAUAGACUCUCUGUUCAAAGCGAUACGUUGCGACAAUGCACCGAUCUUGGAGUUACUAGGUGACAAUGAACAGAUAACGACGAGCAACGUCAUGUUGUAUCUGGGGAUCAUCGAGAAACGUAUCACGGAAAUGUUCCAUAAAGUGUAUUGGGUAGACAGGGCCACCAAAUCGCAACAAUUGCGCCUCGACGAAGACAAACGGCCCAGAUUGAAAGUGCCCCCCAUUAAAUACAUCGCUCCUACCCAACCUUGUGCACUGUAAGUCCUCCAUUCCAAACACGCUCUCCUUGCCUUCCUUCAUUUCCCUUCAACUUCGAUUAAAUCAUAUAGAUGCUUCGAAAAGGAGGAAUUACAAAUCGUAUCCGAAGGGUUGGAGCAGCCACUGACACGCGACGA